GUGAAUGGAUUGUUGCCCGAGUCAGGAACGUCAACAAACGUCAACUGAAACUUCAAAACCAAAGACAUAUUGGACGUAAACAGGGUCUAUUUUCUACAACAUAUUAAGCAUGAAUAUCACGGUGAAAGUUCUGAAAGGAGAAGAAUGCACUGUUCAGGUUACUGAAUCAUCGACGAUUUUAGAUCUGAAAAAGCAAGUCGAAGAGCGCCUUCACAUUCCUGUUGCUUAUCAGAAAAUUCUUAUGCUGGGACGUGCUUUGCUCGAUGAGAAUACGAUCGCUUCGUAUACAAACAUCAAGGACGGCACAAAGCUGACAUUAGUUGUGAAAAAGCCGGACCCUCUGAAAGACGUGAUCUUCCGGUGUUUCCGCAAAUAUCACAACGAACAGCAGUCACAGGCACUAACGGACGAAUUUAUCAAAGAUUUCGAGAAAAAGAUGAAACAACUCAGUCUGGACGAUAUAGAGAGAAUAGCAGGUGGUUUUAUGAAUCAGCCGCUGCAAAUGAGCGAUUAGCGUUCGUAGUAGACUGUGGCGGGAGUGAGGAGCCUUUACUACGCGUAUAUUAAUGUCCUUUACUUAAUUUGCUUGUAUGAAUGACUAUUUUGAUAUUAGCGAAUGUAUAACAUGCAAAAUGUAAUUAUUGGUGAACAUAUUGUAAUAUUAUUUUAGAAAAGAUUGCGAUUACGACAAAAACUAAGCUUACAGUUGAAGUUUGAAAAUAAAAGGGUGGUGCACUACGGGUAACCCAAUUCA
This is a messenger RNA of Hermetia illucens (black soldier fly), 754 nucleotides long. Its product is annotated as ubiquitin-like protein 4A. The coding region runs from base 110 to 514 and encodes 134 amino acids. The transcript is spliced from 2 exons. Gene Ontology annotation, biological process: post-translational protein targeting to endoplasmic reticulum membrane. Gene Ontology annotation, molecular function: protein binding. NCBI's taxonomy places the organism in Eukaryota, Metazoa, Arthropoda, Insecta, Diptera, Stratiomyidae. The record is from RefSeq and is a predicted model, not a curated record.